Molecule: messenger RNA, 1961 nt
Organism: Filobasidium floriforme
Lineage: Eukaryota; Fungi; Basidiomycota; Tremellomycetes; Filobasidiales; Filobasidiaceae
Product: hexose transporter-like protein
Exons: 16
Coding region: 207-1802 (531 amino acids)
Biological process (GO): transmembrane transport; carbohydrate transport
Cellular component (GO): membrane
Molecular function (GO): carbohydrate:proton symporter activity
Source: RefSeq, a predicted model, not a curated record
GGUACAGACUGAAAGGACUGUCUAUAUAAGCAGCGGCUGGAGGCGAGAUUGGGGUACCCGUGGUGGCCAAGUCAAGUGUAGAGUCAGCACUGUAUCGACCGCUUCACCCCAACUACACCUUAGCAGUAAGGGCAGUAAUAUCAUAGGUCGAUCUCCUGGCACCCCGCGUCAUCAUCAAACAAGACUCACAUUUUCGCCUGCCCGACAUGUCCGCCGCCGCUCCCAAAUGGAUGGACGUUGCCAACAACACCCAUCCGCGAUGGCAUAGAGACCCGGCCCUCCGGAUGAACGUCUUUUACGGACUUGGGAUGUGUUUAUUGAUCGCCACCAAUCUCGAUGCGCUGGCAGUUGGUGGCGGUCUCAUGCAAGGUUUCCAAGCCAUACCCGCAUGGCAGAAGUUCUUCAACUUUCCAAAAGGAGCUCGGCUCGGUCUCUACAGUGCAGCGUAUUUUCUGCCCAGUGUACCUUCUGCUUUCCUAGGGGAUUGGAUCUCGACUAAGUACGGCAGGAGGGCUUGCAUCGCUGCUGGAAUGGCUUUUGUAUUCGUUGGCACCUUGAUCAAUGCCUUGGCUAUCAAUGUGGGCAUGUGGAUAGGAGGCCGCGCAACCAUCGGCGUCGGUAUCGGAAUGUCCAAAGUCGCUGCUCCUGUCCUUAUUCAAGAGAUCGCACACCCUAGAUUGAGGCCGAUCUUGGGAAGUUGCUAUCAGACUUUUGCUUAUAUCGGAUCCAUUGGAGCUGCCUUGCUUACUUUCGCCGGACUGUACAUUCCUGGAAACUGGAGCUGGCGAUACUCUUCCCUCAUGCAAAUCCUGGGACCGGGAAUGAUUCUGCCCAUCCUGUGGUUCUGUCCCGAGUCUCCGAGAUGGCUGAUGAAACAAGGCAAGGUCUCUGAAGCCCACCAAAUGCUGGCCACGUACCACGCCAAUGGGGACAUGGAGGAUCCACUUGUCCAACUUGAACUCCGUGAGAUCAACGCCGCCCUCGAAAGGGAGGCCAAAAUGCAACAGGUCUCGUUUAUGGAUUUCACCAGAACGCCGGGAAACAGAAAGAGGUUGGGUGUCUUGAUCCUCAUGGCGUUCUCCUUGAACUGGAUGGGCAACGGAAUCAUCAGCUACUACCUGGCCCCCAUCUUGAGGAGCGUCGGGAUCACGGAACCGAUCAAGAUAACCUUGAUCAACGUCGGUCUUGCCAUCUUCAACUUGAUCGUCGCUGUCACCUCUUCCGUCAACGUCGACAGAUUCGGACGCCGGCCGUUGUUCUUGGUCGCGGUUGUCGGCAUGUUCUUGACCUUUGCAACCAUUAUGGGUCUGUCGGCAGGGUUCGCUAUGACCAAGAAGUCGGCGGUCGGAGCUGCGGUCGUUCCGUUCCUCUUCAUCUACUUCGGUUUCUAUUCGUCGGCAUUCACACCUCUUCCGGUCGCGUAUACGGUCGAGAUCAUGCCUUUCAACCUUCGAAGCAAAGGUGUCGCCCUAUUCACGGCUAUUGCCACGCUAGGCAAUGCUUUCAACCAAUUCGUCAACCCUAUCGCGUUAGGAGAAAUUGGAUGGAAAUACUACGCCGUCUACCUCGGAAUCCUCUCGUUCUACUUUGUCAUAAUCUUCCUGUUCUUCCCCGAAACCAAGAGAAUGAGCGCCGAAGAUGCGUCAAUUGUGUUCGACCAGCCGCACAGGCUCGGAGGAGGAAUGUUCGAGGGUCGUGGGCGUGGUAGCUCGGCCAACGACACCGAAGUUGUUGAUAUGGAUGAUGCUGGGUCGGACGUCAAGGGGAACGACAUCUUUGUCGAUGAGCAGAAGCGGGCUUGAUCUGCGUCAUCACGGUUGUUGUCGAGCCCUGUCUCGGUUCUGGUGGAAAGUAAAGCUCAAUCUAGCGAUCGAGAUCCCCUUCAAAUAAUGUGUAGUUUGUUUGUGAGGAAAUGCAGACGGGAUGCGAUCGAUUGUAUUCCAAAUUUAUCUGAUAGUCUG